Messenger RNA from Halteromyces radiatus, 1128 nucleotides. RefSeq lists its product as uncharacterized. The transcript has 2 exons. The annotation marks the transcript as partial. The record is from RefSeq and is a predicted model, not a curated record. NCBI's taxonomy places the organism in Eukaryota, Fungi, Mucoromycota, Mucoromycetes, Mucorales, Cunninghamellaceae.
GACGUCCCUCAAAGAUUGGAACCUGAACAAUAUCAAUACGAAUUCCCACCAAAGUCUCAUUUACAAGCUUUAUCUGUUCAACUUGAUCAAUCAUUGGAAGAUAGUUUAUCUUUCUUUGAUGCCUCCUCAUUCACCACCAUGUCUUCCACUUGUUCUUCUCGUGUUUCUUCCGUUUUGACCGAUGAAUUUAACGCUCAAGAAGAUCAAGAAUUCAAUUCCUUUUUGGCCACUUUGGAACAAGAACAACAAGCCAAUGGAUUUUCUCUUUCUCCUCCUCCUGUACAAACGAACUUGGUAUUAGAUCGUCAAUUAUCUCCUUUACAACUUCCUCAACAAGUACAAGACAUGACUACUCGUUUACGUGAAGAAUCUUAUGAUUCUAUUUCUACUAUCACUCAACCUAUUGUUGCUCCUUCUUCCUUUUUAACUCGUUCUGUUCCUCAAGAACAAAUUGAAUGGCAUGAUACUUUUGAUGACAUGGAUUACCAUUAUGAUAGUAUUCAUCCUCAUCAUCGAUUAUCUGAUGUGGAUCAAGAUAUUCCUGUGAUUCGACGACCUUCUGAAAAUGUACUAUCUGACAGUAGCAGUGUGAUGGAUGAUGACAGUAGUCAAUUCUCUCAUGAUUCCAAGGUGAUUUUUAUCAAAUUGAACAAGAAAAACAAAGUGGCGUCUCCCUAUAUUCCCAAACGAUCUACCACUUCUCAGAGUGAUGAAGGAUAUGAUGAUAAUUCUUAUAUCAUAGAAGAAGAUGAAAAAGAAAUGCAAUCAGAUUCUGUGUUUCUUCCUCUUGGACGUCAAGAAGAGGAUGAAGACUCUUUACAACGUCAAAUUGAUCAAUUACAAGCCCAAGUCCGUGAAGAAAAAGCCAUGCGAUUGGCAUUUGAAAAGGCAAUGGAAGAAAUGGUGCUUCUCAUGGAUCAACAACAAAAGAUGCUUUAUGAUCGUGUGGAACAAGAAGUCAGUAUGCGUCAAGUAUAUGAAAAGAAAAUGGAGGAAGCCUUGGCCAUGGUGGCUCCUUUGGAAUCAAAACUCAAGAAGGAAACUGAUGCUCGAUGUGAACUGGAAUCAAUGAUGUCUCAUGUUCUUGGUGAAUUACAAGAACUUAAACUUGCUCAUAAAUCAUCUUCU